CUGUCUGCUGCCGGAGGGUGACGUCACCACCUGCAGUGCACGCUGUAGAGUUGGGGCUGCCCAAAACUGGUUCUCAUUAAGAGAUAUAUCAUACUUCAUUGACAAUGGGGAUUCUCGAAAAGAUAGCUGAGAUAGAGAGAGAAAUCUCUCGAACACAGAAGAAUAAAGCCACUGAGUAUCAUCUGGGUUUAUUGAAAGCCAAGCUAGCCAAGUACAGAGCCCAGCUUUUAGAGCCCUCAAAGUCAGCUGGAGCAAAAGGUGAAGGCUUUGAUGUCAUGAAAUCUGGUGAUGCGAGAGUAGCUCUCAUUGGAUUUCCCUCUGUUGGAAAGUCUACUUUUCUUAGUUUAAUGACAAAAACAGAAAGUGAAGCGGCUUCAUAUGAAUUCACAACGUUGACCUGCAUCCCAGGUGUCAUUGAGCACAAAGGUGCCAACAUACAGCUGCUGGAUUUGCCUGGUAUCAUUGAGGGUGCUGCACAAGGUAAGGGCAGAGGCAGACAGGUCAUUGCUGUGGCCAGAACUGCAGAUGUGGUCAUCAUGAUGCUGGAUGCAACCAAAGGAGAUGUUCAGAGGGAACUUUUGGAAAAAGAGCUUGAAUCUGUUGGUAUCAGACUCAACCGGUCCAAACCAAAUAUCUAUUUUAAGCCUAAAAAAGGUGGUGGACUGUCGUACAAUUCAACGGUUCCGCUCACACAUUGCUCCGAGAAACUCGUUCAGCUCAUUCUUCAUGAGUACAAAAUCUUCAAUGCUGAGGUGUUGUUUAGAGAGGACAGCACCCCAGAUGAUUUUAUUGAUGUCAUUGUGGGCAACAGAGUGUACAUGCCUUGCUUAUAUGUUUACAACAAAGUGGACCAGAUCUCAAUAGAGGAAGUAGAUCGUCUUGCUCAUAGACCUCACAGUGUAGUCAUCAGCUGUGGCAUGAAACUGAAUCUAGAUUACCUCCUUGAGCAGUUAUGGGAAUACCUGGCUCUGAUCUGCAUAUAUACCAAGAAGAGAGGAGAAAGACCAGAUUUCGGUGACCCUAUAAUCAUGAGACGAGGAGCUUCAGUUGAACAUGUGUGCCACAGAAUCCACAGGACAUUAGCAAGUCAGUUCAAGUACGCACUUGUCUGGGGAACAAGCACAAAGUACAGUCCUCAGAGAGUAGGACUUACACACAUCAUGGAACACGAGGAUGUCAUUCAGAUUGUGAAGAAAUAAAAUCUAGUCGUCACCUCAACUACUGGGUCGGCAACCUAUGGCACGUGUGCCAGCAUUGGCAUGCGGAGGGGUAAUCACUGGCACGACAACAACUGCGAGAGAGGAGUAAACUUGUGUUGUGUUUUUUUUUUUUUUUUUUUUAUUCAUACGAAAUUACGCACCUACAUUCCAAUCUACUUCAUGAUCACGCAGCGUGUUUUCAUGAGCUGUAUGGGAGGCUUAACAAUAAGAUAAAUUGUGACGAGAAUGCACGAGUCUGUUGGGUAUACUGCAGCGCGUGUAAUCCAUCCUUUGCUGCCGUCAGGCUGCGUGAAUGGCAGCCUAUAUUCAGUGUUUCAUUUGUUUCUUUUUGCUUUCAGAACAACACGUGAUGUAAUAAGGAAAACACCACUAUUAAUCUUUGAGAUUUGCAACCCACCUUAAACUAUGGUCACACUCAAAAUGACACUAAAAGAUUAAUAGAAAACAUAAACCCACAUGGUCGGGUUCAAAAAUCGGAGUCAUUCAAAAUAUAUAUUAAACCUGGAAAUCAAAAUGUUGCAGGUGCGAUUCACCGAAAAGGGCUAUAUAAUGUAGUUGAUCGGCUUCUGUUGCACGAAUGGCUUGCUCCUGCAGUGCGAGUCUCAUCACACAGUGUUUAUCCUCCCAUUCGUCUGAUGAAAACAUGCUGCAUGAUCAUGAGGAACGAUUACAUCAGGAUGUGGAUUGGAAUGCAGGUGCAAAAAACUUCAUAUAAAUAAGAUCUCUCUCGCUGUUGCCUGCAUGCAAGUGAUAACAUUGAUUAUAAUGACAUAAUAUAAGAAAUAUUUAAGAUUCCGCACACUUUCGUGUUCAGUAAUCAAAUAAGCAAAUUUGUGACAUUACGUUAACUCAUUUUGUACAAAAGGACAGGUUUUCUUUCAUUAAAGCACUUUGACAAGAUUCUGUGAAAAUUCACAUGCAUGAUUUUUCACAUGCCGGUUUUGCACAAAUGUUUCACUCAAACUGUUAACUGUUUUUUCUGUUAACAUCUACAACUUUUGCAAGACUUGAUGGAAAAAUCUUGUGCUCAAGACUUAAAUAGAAAUUGUUUAUUUUCUUUAUGGAAUAUCAUCUACCUUACAAAACCCAUUAAAAUAAAUAAUAUUUAGACCAUUGUUUUAUUUUUGACAUUUAUUAUAUGACAAAAAACAUACUCUGCUCUCUUAAUUUAUUGGUAAUUACAAUUAAUCUAAUUGCAUAUUU
Messenger RNA from Xyrauchen texanus (razorback sucker), 2423 nucleotides. RefSeq names its product developmentally-regulated GTP-binding protein 2. Lineage: Eukaryota; Metazoa; Chordata; Actinopteri; Cypriniformes; Catostomidae. Bases 105 to 1199 code for a protein of 364 amino acids. Gene Ontology annotation, biological process: cytoplasmic translation. Gene Ontology annotation, molecular function: GTP binding; GTPase activity. Gene Ontology annotation, cellular component: cytoplasm. The transcript is spliced from 13 exons. The record is from RefSeq and is a predicted model, not a curated record.